Molecule: messenger RNA, 4652 nt
Organism: Phyllopteryx taeniolatus (common seadragon)
Lineage: Eukaryota; Metazoa; Chordata; Actinopteri; Syngnathiformes; Syngnathidae
Product: calcium homeostasis modulator protein 2-like
Exons: 3
Coding region: 236-1216 (326 amino acids)
Molecular function (GO): monoatomic cation channel activity
Source: RefSeq, a predicted model, not a curated record
AUCACUGGUGCCCACAAAGCUCGCACAAACUCAAAGUUGAGCACGAGAAGGAAAACUUCUUUUCAGUUGUAAAAGUAAGCUGCAUGUUGCCGGUUUUUUCUUGAGACACAAUUUUCACAGAAGGCAGAACUAAAUGGAUUAUAAAAGAUGAGUCACAUGUUUUGCCUGAGGACACUGGAAGACUCUUGACAUUACUCCAACCCAGCUUCAGUGAUUUUACCCCAACAUUCCAAACAUGGCUGCGUAUGCCCUUGUCAGGGAGAACUUAAAGUUUGGGUCCCUCUUCUUCAAAAGUAAAGAUGUGAUGAUCUUUAAUGGUAUGAUUGCUCUGGGCACUGUGGCAAGCCAGACAGCGUACAAUGUUUUCGCCUUUGAUUGUCCAUGUUCCCCUGGGAGGAAUUACUACUAUGGCAUUGCUGCCAUUGGUGCUCCAGCUUUGGCCUUGUUCAUUGUUGGAGUAAUGUUGAACAAGAGAACUUGGGACCUAGUAUCAGAGUGUCGCCUUAGGAGGUUCCGGAAACUGUCAGCCGCAGCAGCAUUUGCAGUAUUGGGAAGUAUUGUUGGUCGUGCCGUGGUGGCACCUCUGACAUGGACUGUUAUAUCCCUGCUGCAGGGUCUGGCUUACACAUGUGCCUUAAGUGAGUUUACUGAUCCCAGCACCGUGAAGGGCUUCCCCCCUGGUUAUAAUUCAGAGGACAUAGCAAAGUUCCCUUGCAAGGAAAGUCUUCCAACAGAGCUGCAAGGAUUUUGGGCAGAAAUUGACCGGCGUCUGAAAUAUGAGUCACAGUUGAUAGGCUGGCUCGUGGUUGCUGGGACCUCUUUGAUGGUGUUUAUGGUUAUGUGCACGAAACAUUGCUCCUCGCCCCUUGGCUACCAGCAGGAAGAAUACUGGUCCAAGUAUCGCUCCAAUGAAAAGACGCUCUUUCAUCGUACAGCCGCUGUCCAUGCCCAACUCAUGGCUGCAAAGUAUGUUAAGAGCUUCUUUGGUUUUGUGGCUUUGGAGCAGGAUGAGAAGGAACAUGUAGUGGAACACCAAGCUGCAGCCAGUCCCAUCUACAGCACAGAGUGGAACAGAGUGUCUGGUGUCUACCUUUACAGAGAGAAGAAUGGACUACCUCUAUACAGCAGACUCAAUAAAUGGGCCACAUACAGCCAGGAGAACAAUGUCGAGGCUUUAGAUAAAGAAAUGGAUGAACUUAGCAGUUUUGUUACUUAGCACUGCAAACAGAUGUUUCAUAUCAGAAUCUUGAUACCCUUGUUGACUUGUUUGUCAGACUUUGUAAAAACGUUUACUAACCCUGCUAUUGGCGACACGGUGGACGACUGCCUUACAGUUCUCAGGACCGGGGUCCAAAUCCCGGCCCUGCCUCUGUGGAGUUUGCAUGUUCUCCCUGUGCCUGCGUGGGUUUUCUCCCGGUACUCCGGUUUCCUCCCACAUCUCCAAAACAUGUGUGGUAGGUUGAGUGAAGAGUCUUCUUCGGAUUUUGUGGCAAUAUGAAUGCUCUGUGUAAUCCUGCUAACUGUAUCCUACUCAAUGUUUUACUUGUCAAAGUAACUGCAGUGAAAAUGAACAAUCAAUAACAAAACUGAUGGUGGCAUUUUCUAAAUGUGGCCUUUUAUAGACCAUAUUAGAACCAGCCUUCUGUUUAAACAAGGAAAGAAGCUCACUCCCAGAGACAUCUCGAAAGCUGGCAUAUAACUUUCACAUGGGGGGGGGGUCAGCCAGAGGCCCAACUAUUUGCAUUCAAACAUUAAAAAGUCUGUCUUAAAUAUUAUACAUUUUCUGAGCCGCUCCUCCUCACGCGGGUGUGCUGGAGCCUAUCCCGGCUAUCGUCGGGCAGGAGGCAGGGUACACCCUGAACCGGUUGCCAGCCAAUCGCAGGUCACAUACAAACAAACAACCAUUCGCACUCACAUUCACCCCUACGGGCCAAAUUUAGAGUCUUCAAUUAAUGCAUGUUUUUGGGAUGUGGGAGGAAACCGGAGUGCCCGGAGAAAACCCACACAGGUGGGGCCGGGGAUUGAACCCCGGUCCUCAGAACUGUGAGGCAGACGCUCUAACCAGUCGUCCACUGCGCCGCGUCUUAUUCAAUGGUAUACCAAGCAGUUUGCGCAGUUGGUGGUUCACAAACACCGAUGAAAAAUACACUGAUGUGGAAUGUGGACCUUAUAAUUUCUUUAGAAUAUAUUGACAUUGAAAUAAUCAUUUGAAUAAUGAAAGCAAACAGAUAAUUAAAAAAACAAAUCUUGCAAUGCAAAAAUGGGGAAAAAAAAUUAAUUGAUCACGGUGGUUAGGUUCCGGAGCAUCCCCGCAACAGGUGAAAUCCGCAAAGUUUGCGACCACAUCUUUUUGUUAAUUAUUAUUUAUACAUAUUUUAAAGCUGUAUGAACUUCCCCAGGCUCUUUAUCUUAAUCUUUCCCAAGCUCCUAUUAAACAUCUUUCAAAUGCUUAUACAUACAGUUAUGCACAGAAGAACUGUACACUUGUACUUUUUAUUCCUUGUAAUGUGUUUUAAUUAUUGAUUGUAUUUAAUUUGUUUGUUUUUGUUUUUGUACAGUUUUAAUGUUUUAGGCAAGGAAGUGUUUUACGUACCACAACAAAUAAAUAAAUAAAAUACUGCACACACUCAAAAUUCCAGGAUAUGGUGAAAUAUUGAUGACGAUGACUUCUGGGUCGUUACUCAUUUGCCGUUAAUGCACACAGCCGAACAAAUUUAUAAUCCUACGCACACACUAUUUGUUACCAAGUUUAUCACGAGCUUCGCUCCUCCGGCCACAGUGACGUUACAACCCCAUGCGCAAAUCAUGUGAACCGCACUGCUCUAAUAACAAUUAUACACAUAUUAAGGUAUGCACAUUUAAUAGACUAACCCUCUCUAUGUCAUUAAUUUCUCACACAUCAGACUGAUUUGCACGAUUUAAGGACACAUGCAUGGAUUGGGGAUCUUCUCUUCUUGACUCCGUGCUUGCGGUCCCGGCAUCUGUGGGCGUGGGACUUUCUUUAUUCCUUCCCAACCCCUGAGGGUGGUGGGCGGAUUACCAGGCUGGUGCAUUGGUGGUGGAUUCGCCAACGUUCCGCGGGUCCUGGGGUCCCUUUGGCCGCCCGUUCCGGCUGCUGGUGGAGGGCCUGCUUCCUCCUCGCCUCCUCCCUUUCUCAUUUGUGUGUGUGUGUGUGAGUUCCAUUUACAAAGUCGGAAAAAAAAGAUGGUGACCUCCGCGAAAGGUAUCUCCUGCUUGCCUUGUCUGCAUACGAACAACUUCUGGACAAAUAUGCAGUCCUUCUGUAACCUCCAAAGACGGUGGAUGAAGAGAAAACACACAGACUCAGAAGGUGGCCUAUUUUUGGGUUUCAGUGUAUUUCAUUGUUUACAUAAAGUAAAGUAAAAGGGCGUGUUUCCAUCAAACAACAGAAUUAGUGUUUGUCUUUGUCUCUGUGUGUUUGUGUUGCUCUCUUUCUUGGGUUAGGUGUAAAAUUUCAUUGUGUCCUCUUCUUUACUGAAAUAUGUUCUGUCUCUUGGCUAUGCUACAGUAUACACAGUGAACUGACGACUGCAACACAUUGGGAGAUCAUGCUGAGUGCUGACCACGGCGAACAAAAGCAGUUCCAUACGGUCUCUAUCUCUGCUUCCCUAUAAUCCAAUACACGGUCCCCUCCAAAAGCAUUGGAACGGCAAGGUCAAUUCCUUUGUUUUUGCUGGAUACUGAAGACAUUUGGGUUUUAAAGAUUAAUAUGAGAAAAAAGUUCAGAAUUCCAGCUUUUUUGCUUCAUGGUAUUUACAUCUUGAUGUGUUAAACAACGAACAGAGCACCUUUAGUUUGAACCCACCCACUUUUCACGUGAGCUCAAGUACUGGAACACGUAAACUGAUGGGUGUUUCUCGUUGCUCAGGUGUUGCCUUUUAGAUUGGUAGCUUAAAUAUUAGAGAGUGAUUGUUUUUGGCUUUGUGAAAACUGCCAAAAGUAUGGAGAAAGAAAGGAUCUGCUUAAGAUCCAAAACACAAGCUCGUCUAUGAAGCAUGGUGGAGGUAACGUCAUGGCUUAGGCUUGCCUGGCUGCUUCUGGAACGGGCUCACUAGUCUUUAUUGAUGAUUUAACUCAUGAUGGUAGCUUCAGAAAAAAAUCUGAAGUCUACCAAACCAUUUUGUCUGGCAAUUUACAGAAAAAUGCAUCCAAACUAAUCUGGAGAAGAUUCAUCGUCCAACAAGUCAAUGACCCAAAACACGCUGCCGGGAAAAACAAAGGGGAAAGUGUCACCAGACCAUAACCCAAUAGAACAUGCAUUUUACCUCCUGAAGAGGAGACUGAAGGGAGAAACCCCCAGAAACAAACGAGAACCGAAAGAGGCUGCAGUCAAGGCCUGGAAAAGCAUUUCAAAUGAAGAAUGCAACAGUCUGGUGGUCUGAGUUGUUUAACACAUCUAGAUGUAAAUACCAUGAAAUAAAAGCACACACACAUUCUUAUAUACGCUAAUAGAAUAAUAUACGAUUAUAUCAUUAGCAGCAGUAUCUUGGAUUAAAAAAAAAAAAAGAUUGACUACUACAAACAAAACAAUACCUAUAUAUGUAUACAUUUAUUUAUUGUCCCAUAUCAUAGCAAUGCACUGCUGUCAUUAUUUUUUUCCCCUGCCAAUAAAUGUUUUACUCAGUUGUUUA